Molecule: messenger RNA, 439 nt
Organism: Protopolystoma xenopodis
Lineage: Eukaryota; Metazoa; Platyhelminthes; Monogenea; Polystomatidea; Polystomatidae
Source: the annotation of a GenBank genome assembly
AGACUUCCAAUCAGUCCUCUCACGUCUUUUCCCGGCGUCCCAGGUCUCUGGCGCCAGCGCUACAGGAUAUGCUAACACCUACCCUAUCCGCAUUUGUCGCAUGAGCGAACUUUAUGAUCUGGUUACUCAACUUAAGCCUGUCCGCGAGAAGCCGCAUCAUAUUCGUAGUCUUUUUUUAUUAUUCACCUGGCAUCCAAACAGCCUUACCGUGCGCAAUAGUCUUGUUGCUGUUUCUUUACCUGAUUGCUUGUCUGCUGGGUCUUCUACGGAGGCCAACUCUCAGACUAGUCUCUGUGAUUUUCAGCUACAUCAACUCACCAAAUUAGCCUGGUCUAGACUCGACGUUGCUGUGCCACUCAUCUCGCAACUGAUCAGCAGAAUCAGACUCACUCAUCAAGAUUACAUAGACCUGCUUUCCCAACAUCUAUUUCUUCUUUAG